Molecule: messenger RNA, 3659 nt
Organism: Anopheles bellator
Lineage: Eukaryota; Metazoa; Arthropoda; Insecta; Diptera; Culicidae
Gene: Rat1
Product: 5'-3' exoribonuclease 2 homolog
Exons: 3
Coding region: 1-3054 (1017 amino acids)
Biological process (GO): nuclear-transcribed mRNA catabolic process
Cellular component (GO): nucleus
Molecular function (GO): RNA binding; 5'-3' RNA exonuclease activity
Source: RefSeq, a predicted model, not a curated record
AUGGGAGUACCAGCAUUCUUUCGGUGGUUAUCACGUAAAUACCCUUCCGUGAUAAUCGAAUGCGUGGAGCAGAAGAACACUGACGAUCAUGGCAACGUGCAGUAUGAGGACAUGAGUAAGCCCAACCCAAACCGGGUUGAGUUUGAUAAUUUAUACCUGGAUAUGAACGGUAUUAUACACCCGUGCACGCAUCCGGAGGACAAACCGGCGCCGAAAAAUGAAGACGAAAUGAUGGUUGCCAUUUUCGAGUGCAUCGAUCGGUUGAUGAACAUUGUCCGGCCAAGAAAAGUGUUGUACAUGGCGAUCGACGGUGUUGCACCACGGGCUAAGAUGAAUCAGCAACGAUCACGCCGUUUCCGUGCAUCGAAAGAGGCGGCCGAAAAGGCGGCCGAGAUGGCGCGAGUCCGCGAAGAGCUUGCUGCAAAAGGUGCGAUUUUACCACCGGAAAAGGAGAAAGGUAGCCACUUCGACUCGAACUGUAUCACACCCGGCACUCCGUUCAUGGACCGGUUAAGCAAAUGCCUCCAGUACUAUGUUCAUGACCGCAUGAAUAACUAUCCGGGCUGGAAGGGUUUGAAAGUGAUCCUUUCCGACGCAAAUGUGCCCGGUGAAGGCGAGCACAAAAUUAUGGAUUACAUUCGAAAGCAGCGUGUACAAGCGGACUACGAUCCAAACACGCACCAUGUGUUGUGCGGCGCGGAUGCGGAUCUUAUCAUGUUGGGACUGGCGACCCACGAAACACACUUCACAAUCAUUCGUGAGGAGUUCCUACCCAACAAGGACCGACCGUGUGACAUUUGCCAGCAAAUAGGGCACGUAAUGAAGGACUGCACCGGUUUGCAGUCGGAGCGGGAGAUGAUGAAAACUCCUCCCGGUCCAGGCAAGGAAACGCAGUUCAUAUUCGUCCGCCUGAACGUGCUGAAGGAGUACCUGCAGAAGGAGCUCGAUAUGCCGAAUCUGCCGUUCGCGUACGAUUUCGAGCGUGUCAUCGACGAUUGGGUGUUUAUGUGUUUCUUCGUUGGCAACGACUUCCUUCCUCAUUUGCCCAGUCUGGAGAUCAGGGAGAAUGCGAUAGAUCGACUCGUGACACUGUACAAGAAGUGCGUGUACAAGACACGCGGUUAUCUAACGGACUCCGGGGCUGUGUUGCUCGAUCGGGUUGAGAUGAUCAUGACCGAUCUAGGGUAUGCGGAGGACGAAAUCUUCCGCCAGCGAAAGGUGAGCGAGGAUCGUUUCAAGGAGCGGAACAAACGCAUGCGUUUGCAAAAGGAAAGGCAGCAGCGGCCCAACUUCCAGCACAUAAACAACUCACAAUUUGCACCGACACCGCUCGGUCGCGGGGUUCAGCCUCAGGCAAUUGUAAAUGCACGCCAAGAAGCGGCUCACUUUCGUAUGCUUGGAGCCUCAUCCGGUGACGGAAAAGGAAGUGGCGGCGGCGGAGGAGGAGCGAGCAGUGAUGAACCUGGACCACGUGGUAUUAAACGAAAGGCCGACGAACCGCUGGCCGUAACGGUGGCGGAUGCAGAGGAACAAGAAACACCAGAUGAGGUGCGACUGUGGGAGGAUGGUUUUAAGGAUCGGUAUUACGAGUCAAAGUUUGACGUGUCGCCACAGAAUACCAAGUUCCGGCAAACGGUUGCUUGGGAGUACGUGCGUGGCCUGUGUUGGGUGUUGCGGUACUACUAUCAGGGAUGCGCGUCUUGGGAGUGGUACUUCCCGUACCAUUAUGCACCGUUCGCGUCCGAUUUCAAGCACCUCGACAACGUUAACGCACAUUUCGAUCGGGGCACACCGUUCAAGCCACUGCAGCAGCUGAUGGGCGUCUUUCCGGCAGCCAGUCGCAGUCACGUACCUAGUGCGUUCGCGGAGCUAAUGGUCGAUCCGCGUAGUCCGAUCAUUGACUUCUAUCCGAUCGAUUUCCACAUCGAUCUGAAUGGGAAAAAAUUUGCAUGGCAGGGCGUGGCGCUCCUGCCGUUUGUAGAUGAAAAGCGUUUGUUCCGGGCCACCGAUCCGAAGGUACCGUUACUGACGGAAGAGGAAAAGCUGCGCAACAUUAAUGGAGACGCGAAACUGUUCGUGGUUCCAGGGAGUCCCGGUUACCGUACGCUUUCCGGACUGUGCGUUGGUGAUGAUGUGGACUACGAACGCGAAAUCGCAGUUACUGUGGACUGUGUGCAAGGGCUGAUUGUACCAACGAAGGAGAACGUCCCACAGAACGGGGUACUACAGUCUCCGAUACCGGGUCUAACGGCGAUAACUGACAACCGUGUUCUGACGGUGCGCUUUCUCGAUCCAAAGUUUGCCGACGAUUUUAUCUUUCCUGCCCGCAAGCUAGAAAAUGCGACCGAUCAGCCGAAGGUACUCGGCGCAAAGGAGGGCCCCGUGAUUGGGUUCGGACCGCGUGUCGAUCGAGCACAGCUCGGUUCUGCCGGUCACCGAAUGGUGAAUAACCGCCUCGGGCUCGGGUACGGCAACUCACGCAACGAUAGUACCGGAAGUUACGGAAAUGAUAAUGACGGCGGUCGCAGAAACAACUAUCGGCGAGGGAACGGCGGAUAUGACAACAGCGGCAAUCGCUACGAAUCAAAUCGUAACGAUUCUUACAACAAUUACUCAGACUACAACACGGGCAGUAACAGUUCGGGCGGUAGCAGCAAUAACUGGCGCAACAAACAGGAACGUCAGCCCAAUAAUUCAACCAACGCAAACCAAACGUUUAACGAUUCUGCUGGCCCAAACCGGAGUGUGUUUGAGCAGCUAAGCAGCCAAAUUCAGCAGUACCAGCAGCAGAUGGUACGUGAAAUUUCACGCCAUUCCCAGGCGAUUCCGAGCACUGCCCUGCCGAAUCCGUUUGCCAACCAAGUCCCGUACAACUACGACACCGGUAAUAGUAACUCAGCUAAUAACUGGAUGGCUAACAAUGGCGGACGAAAUAAUAACACCCAUCGCGGUGGAGGACGAGGAGGAGGUAAUAGCGGUGGUGGAAGACAGUUUCAGCAAGGCGGUGGACGCUACGGGGGAGGGAAUCGUUACAACCAACGGAAGCAGUACUAGGAACUAAGUCUAGCGAUACGGCACCAGUUCAAACGACUGGCUAAGUGUUGUGGUAUUGGCAGUCGGUGCUUUUAACCACCGAUUACACAGACUCAACUGUUGCGGCAUAAAAUUAAAUGUAAAAGGUUAAAAGGGCAUAACAUUGAUUAGAGCGACUCUGCAUUAAUAUAUUCGCAGUUUGUCGAAAAAGGCAAAUUGCCAGGUGUAAGAUCGUGAAAAUCGAAUUCCCAUCUUUCUUGCUUCCUGUUUCGAUAGAGUACAAAACGAUUUGGUGAAGUGGUAGUUUUGAAGAAGAUUUGAAAGUAAGGGAAGCGAGAAACAAAAAAAAAAUAACACUUAGGAAAAGAUAACAACAAAAUCUGACGACAUCGUCAGUGAACUGUUUAUAUCUUUUCGUGAAAUAUUUUUAUUUAGGAAAACUAUGAACGGUAACCAUAUAUUUAGAGUUCCGAUUGUCGCCAAAACGACGUGCAAGAGUACUUUUACUGAUUUUUUUGUAAAUAAACGAAUGAUCUGCGUCAUGACUUCACCUAACAACAACUGCGGACAACAACUACAAUGAAUGGUGGCACCGUGUCAGAAUGUGUUUGAGGAUACCACACACC